Carassius carassius (crucian carp) is the source of this 4104-nucleotide messenger RNA. RefSeq names its product ubiquitin associated protein 2-like (gene ubap2l). Gene Ontology annotation, cellular component: nucleus; cytoplasm. The coding region runs from base 212 to 3904 and encodes 1230 amino acids. The transcript has 31 exons. Gene Ontology annotation, molecular function: protein binding. The record is from RefSeq and is a predicted model, not a curated record. Lineage: Eukaryota; Metazoa; Chordata; Actinopteri; Cypriniformes; Cyprinidae.
GUAAAUUUUGAGACUCUGGUUUAUUUUCUGCGCGAGUCGGUUCGGCCUUGUUGUCGGCUUUGGGGAAUUGAUUUAGGACGCAAAAGAGUUCGUGUUUUGUUUCCUUCUGAUUAGAAGGUCGAUAAUAAAGCGUUAUCUCCACAUUCCUGACAUCCAGCCGGGUCUUUGGUGUUAUUCCUUUUGUAAAUACUGUUAUUUGUAUAUACUGUAAAUGAUGACUUCAUUGGGCGGAAGCCGGACCCGGGGAAACUGGGAGCAGACACAGGGUCAGACACAGAGCCAGUCACAGCACAAGCAGAGGCCUCAGGCCACCGCUGAGCAGAUCCGACUCGCGCAGAUGAUCUCGGACCAUAAUGAUGCAGACUUUGAAGAGAAGGUCAAACAGCUGGUUGACAUCACAGGAAAGGAUCAGGAUGAGUCCAUGAUAGCGCUUCAUGACUGCAACGGUGACGUGAACAGAGCCAUCAACGUCCUGUUGGAGGGCAGCCCUGACACUGACUCAUGGGAGAUGGUUGGAAAGAAGAAAGGAGUUUCAGGUCAGAAGGAAAGCGCACAGACAGAUAGAGGAGAUGAAGGGAAGGAGAACCGAGAGAAAGGAGGAGAAAGAGAUGUGGCACGUCGCAGAGGGGGGGCCCCGCGGAGGGGCCGUGGAGCCAGCCGUGGGCGAGACUUCCGUGGGCAGGAGAAUGGGUUGGAUGGGGCCAAGGCAGGUGGAGUUGCAGGCAGAGGAAUGGAGCGAGGCCGUCGGGGAAGAGGCAGAGGAAGAGGUGGAGCUGGAAGGCGAGGAGGGAGGUUUUCAGCUCAGGGCAUGGGCCAGAUUGAUAAGGGCCCCAGAUAUGAUUUUUCAGGAGAUGAGAGUACAUUUAACCCAGCGGACUACACUGAGCCAGCCCAAACAGAGGAGAGCUACACAAGCGGCAGCUCUUGGAGUAACACAGGCAACCUGGAACCCGAGGAUGGAAACCGACUUGAGUUUACAGGUGGAGAGGGAACAAACUAUCCUCGAAAGUUUGACUCUGCUCCUGGUGCUUGGAGAACUGCCACAGAAGAGUGGGGCAUGGAGGACUGGAACGAGGAUUUGUCAGAGACCAAGAUAUUCACUGCCUCCAGUGUGGCAUCCAUGGCCGUUCCACAGGAGAAUGUCACUAUUACUGCAGGACAGAGGAUUGAUCUGGCGGUGUUGCUGGGGAAAACGCCUCCCUCCUCUUCCUCAGACGCAGAACGUGCUUCGCUUGAAGGCCCACAGCCGCCGUCUCUGUCUCAGUCUUUGGUGUUCAGCAACUCAAAGCAGACAGCAUCACUGUCACAGUCCUCCUCCAGUGCUCCUUACAGCCAGCACAGCAUGCCCUUGAGUUAUUUCCAUUUAGUGUCCAGUCAGUAUCCAGAUAUGGCCAGUCAGCAUUCAGAACUGGUGAGCAUGCUUGGUAAGGGUUUUGGUGAUGUUGGCGAUCCAAAAGGAACCACUGGAGGCUCCACAACUGGUUCUCAGUUUCUGGCGCAGAUUAAGACGGCCCGAGCUUUGGCCCAGCUAGUAGCCCAGCACUCACAAAGCGGCCCACCCAAUGCUGGUCCUUCUACCUGGGAUACCAGCCCCACUACACUGGGGCAGUAUGAUAUGAAACCUCAAACAGAGCCGGUCCACAGUCCCUUCACCAAACGGCAGCCCUACCAGCCCACUUCCACUUCCUCCUCCAUGAUGGAUGCCUUCUUGCAGGAAAAAGCCACACCUGCUUCCACCACCUCCACCCUACCUCCUCAGUCCACCCCAUUGUCAUCAUUGCCCCAGGCCGUCACCACCCCUCUCCCCAAACCCUCGGGACCCACCCCAGGUCAGCAAAACUCUUCCAGCCCAGCCGACCCACAGGCAUCCAGCCCACUACCCCUGCAGCAGCACAAACUCAAACCGCAGAAGAAGAGGGCUUCCAUCACAACCAAGAUUCCAGCCCUAGCAGUGGAGAUGCCAGGCUCUGCUGAUAUAUCUGGGCUCAACCUGCAGUUUGGAGCAUUACAGUUUGGCUCUGAACCGGUGCUUCCUGAGUACGAUGCCUCGGCAGCUGUUGCCACAACAACACCAGGCAGCCAAGGCCAGAACAGCCUUUACACAAGUGCAAGCAAUGAGCAAGAAACAGCCCUGUCCCAUGCCAGUCAGAUGGAGCUUUAUGAGCCAAGAGCCAGCCAAACAAGGCGCUAUCCUCCUCCUGUGUCCUCCUCACCACAGAAAGCCAUUCAGUCAAAGAAUGGUUUCAGUUCGAUGCAGACGUCACAAUCUCUGGAAGCUGCAGCAGGCUCUGCAGUGCCCAUGAAACCGGUGUCCGAAUCGGUCAUCCCACCAUCGGUUUCCAACAUAUCCUCAUUGGCUGACCCUUCAUGUCCUCCUUCCCUGCUGACUACAUCCAGUCAGACGCCUCUGAGUGCUCUCGGACACGAAGACACCUCACCCAGCUCACUGGCCACUCCUCAGCACAAUAACUCCCUCCCUACACAGCAGAACAGUUUGGUACCUUCUUCUGUUCGCACUUCGAACACAAGUCUGCUGCACCCAAGUGUGGAUGGCGAUCCAAGCUUGCACUCGUCUUUCUCAUCGGUCUCUGGUGUGACUCCGUCUUCAGUUCCCUCACCCUCUUCAGUUACUUCAGCGGCCCCCGUUUCCCACCCUGUUGCCCCCUCUUCAUCUGUCAGUUCGGUCUCCGCGCAGUCUGCACUGGGUCCAGUCAGCAGUCUGACCAUGGGAUUGAAUAGUGGUGCUGGUGUGGUUUCAAUGGCCCCGCCUACGGCUGCUGCAUCUUUGUCAUCAUCAUCAUCUGCUGUUUUGGCCACUGCAGCACCUUCAUCUGCCUCAUCGUCUCGCAGCGCGGCUGCCUCAGGGAAAGCACCUCCAAACCUGCCUCCUGGAGUGCCGCCCUUGCUGCCCAACCCUUACAUCAUGGCUCCCGGGCUGCUUCACCCAUACCCACCUCAAAUGUAUGGCUACGAUGACUUACAGAUGCUGCAGACCAGGAUACCACUGGACUAUUACAGCAUCCCAUUUGCUACUCCAACCACAGCACUGACUGGCAGGGAAGGCAGUUUGACAGGCAACCCUUAUUCUGCUGGCGACCUGUCAAAGUUUGGCCGUGGUGAUGCGUCAUCUCCUGCCCCAGCCACGACAUUGGCCCAGCCCCAACAGACCCAGACACAAACGCACCACACCACCCAGCAGCCCUUCCUUAACCCAGCCCUUCCACCGGGAUACAGCUAUACCAGCCUGCCCUAUUAUACUGGUGUGCCUGGUCUGCCCAACACCUUCCAGUACGGCCCUGCCAUGUUUCCAGUGGCUCCUACCUCUAAACAGCACGGAGUGAAUGUCGGUGUCAAUGCAUCUGCAGCACCGUUCCAGCAAGCUAGUGGUUAUGGAUCACAUGGAUACAGCACUGGCUAUGAGGAUUUGGGCCAGGCUUCGGCAGGGAGCGGGGAUUUCUGUAAGGGCGGCUACGGCACCGCUGUUGUUGCUGCCGCUGCUUCUGCGCAAAACAAGCCCAUCAGCUCCGUCACCGGGCCCGGAGUGGGUGUCUCUGUGACAUCAAGCAACACAGGAGUCCCUGACAUUUCAGGGUCUGUUUACACAAAGACACAGUCUUUUGAGAAGCAGGGUUUCCACACAGGAACCCCCAGCGCUUCCUUUAGUUUGCCCUCAGCACUUGGGAGUGGCGGCCCCAUCAACCCUCCGGCUGCAGCGGGUUACGCUCCAGCCCCUUACAUGCACAUCCUGACCCCCCAUCAGCAGCCCCACUCUCAGAUCCUCCACCACCACCUGCAGCAGGACGGACAGAGCGGCUCUGGGCAACGCAGUCAGAAUGCUGCGAUUCAACAGAAGUCACAGAUCAACAAGUCAGGAUACAACAGCUACACCUGGGGAGGCAAUUAAUACCCUGUCCUGCCUCGUCUGGUGUUCCGAAGGCUGGAUUAGUGGAUACUUUCCUUUCUCCCCAGAUAUCUCCCCCUUUUCUCUGUCCUCCACGGCACUCCCUCGCUCUGUGCGGUCACCCUGCAGUACCAAUCCCAUUCCAUUUGGUGGUGCUGUGCUAAGAGAGAGAACUGUAAGGCGCCGCUCGAAGAAGGGGCAUG